AUGGAGAACUUGGACCCGGCUAUAAGAGAUCGAGCCAUGGCGAUUUUCAAAUUUGGACCACCGAGCUCACCUGCCGUCGAGGCUCUAUUGCGCAACCAGUGGCAAGCGUUGCCGCUACGAGCAGACCAAUGCUGCAGUGACAAAGAGAUACAUACUCUGCUCCAGAAGAUCGCCAUCUUUUGCCAUGUAUGUAUUGCAAAAAAAAAAAAAAAAAGGACAUCAAGGUGCCUUCUCCAGUUACACACACUCACACACACACACAACACAUGUAAGUGUGAUACUAACAAGUUUGCACAUUAUAGUCUCGUCAAAUGAGCUGCAGAAGAAUCAGCAAAUUGCAGACAAUCGCCUUGAGCAACUUGCUAAGCGGUGAAAGCGGUGACCUCAAGCCUGAACAGCUCGACCCUCACUUGCCCCUCCUCGAAAUGGCGAAAUGUUGCAAGGAAAGCUCUUCGAUUGAGCCAGAGUGA
This is a messenger RNA of Lodderomyces beijingensis, 470 nucleotides long. NCBI's taxonomy places the organism in Eukaryota, Fungi, Ascomycota, Pichiomycetes, Serinales, Debaryomycetaceae. The record is from the annotation of a GenBank genome assembly.